Molecule: messenger RNA, 459 nt
Organism: Vicia faba (fava bean)
Lineage: Eukaryota; Viridiplantae; Streptophyta; Magnoliopsida; Fabales; Fabaceae
Source: the annotation of a GenBank genome assembly
AUGUUGAUUAAUAGUAGGAUGAUGGAGAAAGGUCAAGUUGAGAAAUUGCUUAAAUUGACUCCUCAUAAGUCCUCCUUUGUGAAGUUGAACGUCAAUGGUGCUCAUGAAAGUAAAGGAAUGUCGAGAUGUGGAAGUAUUCUGAGAGAUAAUUAUGGUUCUUGGAUUGGUGGUUUCUCCAAAGGCAUAAGGUGCCGCAGCCCUCUGAUGGCAGAGUUUUGGAGUAUUUUUAUUGGACUAAAAUUCGUUGCGGAUCGUGGUUGGAAGAAGGUAAAAUUGGAGUCGGAUUUCAACAUUGUAAUUACUAACAUCAUGAGAAGUAACUAUAAGAAUAUGGCUGCUAGAAACUUGGUGCUUCAUAUUAAAGAUCUAAGACAAAUUUUGAAGCAAAAGAGGUUCGUCGUGUGUAUAGAGAAAUUAAUGGUUGUGUCAACUUGCUUGCUCUUGAAGGAAAAAGGCUGA